Molecule: messenger RNA, 618 nt
Organism: Myotis lucifugus (little brown bat)
Lineage: Eukaryota; Metazoa; Chordata; Mammalia; Chiroptera; Vespertilionidae
Gene: PEMT
Product: phosphatidylethanolamine N-methyltransferase
Exons: 4
Coding region: 19-396 (125 amino acids)
Biological process (GO): phosphatidylcholine biosynthetic process
Molecular function (GO): phosphatidylethanolamine N-methyltransferase activity
Source: RefSeq, a predicted model, not a curated record
CACAGGUUCACUCAGGCCAUGCGGAACCAGCCCCGGAUGGACAGCCUGGACACGCCCACGGCCUACCAGGCCGGCCUCGUGCUGCUGGGCGCCGGCAGCGUGCUGGUGCUCUCCAGCUUCUCCGCCCUGGGCUUCACCGGGACCUUCCUGGGUGAUUACUUCGGGAUCCUCAAGGAGGCCAGAGUGACCACGUUCCCGUUUAACAUCCUGGACAACCCCAUGUACUGGGGCAGCACAGCCAACUACCUGGGCUGGGCCGUCAUGCACGCCAGCCCCGCCGGCCUGCUGCUGACUGGGGUGGUGGCCCUCGUCUACACGGCAGCCACCCUGUACGAGGAGCCCUUCACUGCUGAGAUCUACCGGCAGAAAGCCUCCCAGUCCCGCAAGAGCCGCUGACGGGCUGCCCGGCAUCUCACCUCUCGCCGGCCUCCCCGGGGCCACGUCGAGACAGCGAACGUGCCCGCUGCUGCUCGUUUGCUGCUGCUCGUGCCUGCUGGCGUGGGCCCCUCCAGUGCCUUGGAAACCGCUGCCCGGGGACCUCGGACCUGCUACCAUGUGGCCACUGAGCCCUUCCUACUGCCCACCAUGUUUAACUCCCCAAUAAAGGCCCUGACCCCA